Eufriesea mexicana is the source of this 3325-nucleotide messenger RNA. It is a transcript of the gene Vps11, whose product is annotated as vacuolar protein sorting 11. Gene Ontology annotation, molecular function: protein binding; protein-macromolecule adaptor activity. The coding region runs from base 110 to 3325 and encodes 1071 amino acids. Gene Ontology annotation, biological process: organelle fusion; endosome organization; intracellular protein transport. The record is from RefSeq and is a predicted model, not a curated record. Gene Ontology annotation, cellular component: HOPS complex; endosome. NCBI's taxonomy places the organism in Eukaryota, Metazoa, Arthropoda, Insecta, Hymenoptera, Apidae. The transcript is spliced from 16 exons.
UGUUCCUGUUGUCAGAUAAUUGCCAAAAGAAGUAGACCUGAUUCACUGUUUAUUUGCUACGUCGACGAUAUCUGGUUGCAAAUGUGUAAAUAGAUAGUUGCAAUACAUAAUGGCAUUUCUCGAGUGGCGGCGCUGCAAUUUUUUCGAUCUUAAAAAAGAAGUCGACGAUGGAAAAAUAGCUGCAGCACUUGGCGACGCCCAAGUGACAGCAGCUACGAGUGGUAACGGAAAUUUAGUGUUCGGAGAUAAUACAGGCAAUCUACAUUUAGUGAACAGAGCUUACGAAGUUACUACUUUUCGCGCUUACGACCUCACGUUAACGUUAGCUCAGCAAGUUCAGCAUUCCACAUUUUUGUUUACAAUUGGUGAGGAUGAACAAGGUUGUAAUCCUACCAUAAAGGUAUGGAAUGUAGCUAAACUGGACAAACAAGGCAAUCCAACGUGUGUCUGUAUAAGUAGGGCCAUACCAAGUUACAGAGCAGUUCCUGCAACUACUCUAUGCGUACAUACUAGUCUAACAUUAAUGGCUGUUGGUUUUGAAGAUGGUUCUAUUAUGCUAUAUAGGGGUGACUUAACUAGAGAAAGAAAGAACAAGAUAAAAGUGUUGAAAGAUACCAAUGUUACUAUUACCGGUUUAGCGAUAAGGUCUACUGCCAAACAAACUUAUUUAUUUGUUGCUACACCAAAUAGUGUAUUCCUGUAUAAUAUUACUAUUAAAGAUAAAGAAUUCAAAUCUCCCUUAGACACUAUGGGUUGUGCCAGAAAAUGUAGCGUUCUUGCAGAAUCUAUGCAAGAUAGUCAUUUCAUGAUUGGUCGUAAUGAUGCAAUUUAUUGUUACACACCAGAUGGUAGAGGCCCUUGUUAUGCUGUAGAGGGACAAAAAACGAUGUUAGAAUGGUUCAGAAGUUAUCUAGUUAUUAUAGCAAAAGAAGCUGCUAAUGUUCCAAGAACAACAAUUACUAUUUCUGCGAAACCAAGUACUAUAGAGCCAAUACCUCCAGGAGUAGAUAAGCAUAUGAUUACAGUUCUUGAUAUAUUGAACAAAUUCAUUGUAUUUUCUGCUCCAAUGUUGUCUGUGCAAGCUGUGGUGUCAGAAUGGGGUGGAUUUUUCAUUCUCAGUGGUGACAGUAAACUUUAUCACCUAGAUGAAAAAGAUCUGCAAUCGAAAUUAGCAAUACUUUUUAGGAAAAACUUAUAUGAUGUAUAUAUCAGAAUAGCUAAAAAUCAGAAAUAUGAUGCCGAAGGACUUGUCGAUAUAUUUAGACAAUAUGGUGAUCACUUAUAUUCAAAAGGAGAUCAUAAUGGAGCAAUAGAACAAUAUAUUAAAACUAUCGGAAAAUUAGAACCAUCGUACGUAAUUAGAAAAUUUUUAGAUUCUCAGCAUAUAGAUAAUCUAACGACUUAUUUGCAAGCCUUGCAUAAAAAUGGGCAGGCAACGGGAGACCAUACAACUUUGUUAUUAAAUUGUUACACGAAGCUAAAUCAGACGGAUAAAUUAAAAGAAUUCAUCAUGACGAAAGAUAGAAAGAUUGAUUUCGAUGUUGAAAUUGCAAUAAAAGUUUGCCGUCAAGCUUCGCCGGAAGAUGCUUUGCUACUUGCUCAAAAACAUGGCCACCAUGAAUGGUAUCUUCGUAUUCAAAUAGAAGAUAAUCACGAGUACCAGAAAGCAUUAGAAUAUAUAGCAACAUUGGAAUUUGAAGAAGCUGAAUCCAACAUGAAGAAAUAUGCCAAUGUUCUCAUAGAAAAUGUGCCAGAUGAUGCAACACAAUUUUUAAAAACUUUAUGUACCAAUUAUAGACCUUCCAAUAAACCACUUGUUGACCAGGAAGCAUUAGACGGUACAGUGGACCAACAUAUCGAUAAAGCGAAUCCAGAAGAUUUUAUUCAUCUGUUUUUAAAUAAUUCGGAACGUCUUGUAGAAUUCUUAGAACAUCUCGUAAAAACUUGUACCAAGUGGAGUACUUUAGUAUACAACACUUUAGUAGAACACUAUCUCCAUGUUUGGUCAGCUUUAGACAAUGAUGUGGCAAAAAUACAGUGCGAACAGAAAAUUAUUCGACUCUUACAAAAUUCGGAAGCGUGUUACGAUAAAGAUCAAAUAUUAAUCUUAUGUCAUCAACAUAAUUUUAAGCGCGGUUUACUUUUCCUUUACGAAGAAAGCAAAUUAUACCAAGAGAUAUUACAAUUCCAUUUACGUGAAGGAGAUAGUGAGCAGAUUUUAGCUGCAUGCAAACGAUUCGGACAUCAAGAUCCGAAUUUAUGGGUUCAAGCUUUAUGGAGUAUUGCAAAAAAUAAAGAAGCCUCGACUAAGCUUCUUGCAGACAUACUAGUUUUCAUAGUCCAAGAGAAGCUUUUGUCACCAUUGAUGGUCAUUGAUGCAAUUUCUACUUCACUUUCUUGUACCUUGGGAGAUGUAAGAACUUAUCUAAACAGUGUGUUACAAAUGGAACUUAAGCAAACCCAAGCCGAUGUAGAACUAAUCGAAAAAUAUCGAGCAGACACUCAAAAAAUACGCGAACAAAUAGAAUCACUUAGAAACAAUAUUAUAAUCUUCCAAGGAUCACGUUGCAGUGCUUGUCAUCAUCAGUUAGAACUUCCAUCUGUACAUUUUAUGUGUCAACAUUCGUAUCAUCAACACUGUUUUCAAAGAUUCUCGGAAAACGAAAAUGAAUGUCCAGCUUGUUUACCAAACAAUAAAAAAUUAUUGGAUAUCAUAAGAGCACAGGAACAAUCAAGAGAUCUUCAUGAUACAUUUCACAGUCUGUUAGAUCGAGCAGAAGAUCCAUUUUCGUUAGUUGCUGAUUACUUUGGUCGCGGAGUUUUCAAAAAAUUAAUGGUAAUCACUGAUAGCGAUAAAUCGUUAUCAAUGAAAUUUGAGGAACCAAAAUUAACUUAUGGACCAGACGUGGAGGCUAGAAUUAAAUUAAUGGAUAAAAAUAGUACAUUAGGAAAAACUGAAAUUCGUCGUCACGAUUUCUUUACAAUAACGGAUGAUCGACUGCGAUCUUUUCCAAAAACAGAUCUUUACUCUUCGUCAUUAGAAGUAAAUAUCUCUGAUACAGCUAGUAAUAGUACAACACCGAAAUCAUCACCGAUUCAGAAAUCUUACGUACCACCAAAAACAUCGAUAGUCCCGUCCAAUUUAUUCGCAACAGGAGACUACGACGAAUCAAAAAAUCCAUUUGCUGAAGACAAAGAUGAUGACGACUCUUAUUCCUUCAAAGGUGACGAUACGAAUCCCUUUAAAGAUGACGACACGAAGAAUCCCUUUAGGGAUAACGACGAUGAUGAUUAUAAUAAGAACCUGAAUCCCUUUAGUAGAUAA